AUCUCAGCGGGCUCCUUCAAGGCGGUCUACAGAGGACUUCUCAAGGUCUUGAUUGAGGGAGACGGGGCCAGGAGGGUGCCAGUGGCCGUGCUCAAGAUCAGGUCGACAGGCAAUGGGGAAGAAUUGCAAGGUCUGCAUCGAGUUGGACGUCAUCCUCGACUCGUCAAGGUCAUGGGGCUAUGCGAAGGGCCGGGCUUCAUGUUACUUCCGAUGGAGCUUGCCGAGCGCGGAUCACUGAAAGACGCCUUGGGCCGGCUGGAGGGUCAGGUGUCGCUGCAGCACAAGCUGGUUAUGAUGCAGCAGAUCGCACAGGGGAUGGGGCAUCUGGCAGAAAACGGUAUAGUCCACAGGAAGCUGGGAGCGCACAAUGUGCUCCUGUUCGGCUUUGACCCGAACGAUGUGCGG
Guillardia theta CCMP2712 is the source of this 405-nucleotide messenger RNA. RefSeq lists its product as hypothetical. Gene Ontology annotation, molecular function: ATP binding; transmembrane receptor protein tyrosine kinase activity. The record is from RefSeq and is a predicted model, not a curated record. Gene Ontology annotation, biological process: cell surface receptor protein tyrosine kinase signaling pathway; multicellular organism development; protein phosphorylation. Lineage: Eukaryota; Cryptophyceae; Pyrenomonadales; Geminigeraceae. The transcript has a single exon. The annotation marks the transcript as partial. Gene Ontology annotation, cellular component: signaling receptor complex.